Clunio marinus is the source of this 213-nucleotide messenger RNA. The record is from the annotation of a GenBank genome assembly. Lineage: Eukaryota; Metazoa; Arthropoda; Insecta; Diptera; Chironomidae.
AUGCUUGAAGUAUUUGAAAUAUUUUAUUGCCCGCCCAAGAGUUCAAACUCGAAAAGUCCACAGCAAGUAAGCUCUGGGAGCCAUUUGGAUGAAUAUUUGAAGUAUCGUCAAGAAAAGACUCCAGCAAAGGCGAUGAUAAUGCUCAAUGACGAAAGCGCUGAAAACUUCUGUCCUUUCUUUCUACACUUCAAAGUGCUUACGGCCAUAAUCUAA